This is a messenger RNA of Spodoptera exigua (beet armyworm), 3246 nucleotides long. The record is from the annotation of a GenBank genome assembly. NCBI's taxonomy places the organism in Eukaryota, Metazoa, Arthropoda, Insecta, Lepidoptera, Noctuidae.
AUGGAGAUAUCAGAAUUGUACGUCAUGAAAAUAUGCGAAUUCAAAAAGGACUGGUCAGAUCACGCACUUUGGUGGCCUACACGUAACAAAUGGCUGUCUCGACCGAAGCACACAUUGGACCAAUACGGAGUCCAUGCAGACGCCACCCUCCACUUCACUCCUAUGCACAAACCAAUCAGAAUCCAGCUCCCGGACCUCAGAUAUAUUGACUGCAAGAUUGACUUCUCUAUAGACACUUUUAGCGCCGUUGUGCAACUUUGUAAAAGCCUUGGUAUUCGACACCCAGAGGAACUUUCCCUCUGUUAUCCCCUAGAACCUUCUCACCUAAAACAGAACUACCAGAACUUGAAGGAAGCAAAAAGGAUAAAAUCAUCACAGCCUCCAGACACCAACACUUUUAUAGCAGCCACAAGAGGCUCCUCAAAUAGUUUGGACAGAUCUAAUGGACCCUGUCCUGCAACACCACCACCGCCACGAUCACUAUCCGCUACCCCUGUGGCACAACAAAACGGCACACUCCGUCGUUACGGAGGUUUGUACAGCACACAGAGUGACGGUUCGAGCGAUGGAGGGUACGGUAGCACCCCGCCCAGAGCUGCCUCUCUAGACGCCCUAGAUUCUCUAGCCGAGCUGUCUCUAGCAGACUCCCCCUUAGAGCCCGACAGCCAAUCACGGGAGUCCCUUCUGACACCCAAAUCUCUCAUGGAACGCGCUAGAAUGAAUGUUGGUUGGCUGGACUCAUCUCUGUCGAUAAUGGAGCAAUACGUCCGAGAAUGGAACACCCUACAGCUCCGUUUCAAAUUCUACUCGUUCUUCGACCUGACUGCGCGUGCGCAGGACGCGGCGCGAUUGAACCAGCUGUACCAGCAAGCCCGCUGGCAGAUCCUUAAUCAGGAAGUACAGUGUACCGAGGAGGAAAUGUUGCUUUUUGCUGCAUUACAGCUUCAAAUCGAGUUGCAAACCUUGGCUGGUGGUAGUUUGGACGCGACAGAUGGUACGGCCACUUCCCAAGCGAAUGCGCCAGAAGACGAAAUUGAUGCGGCACUUUCAGCCUUACAAACUCAACUAGAAGGAGGACCAGCCCCUCAUAACGACAUAACACAUGUCCCAGAACUCGCGUCCUAUCUUAAAUACCUUAGGCCCAAACGUUUUACUCUGAAGGCGUACAAACGUGGCUGGGUGUCCUGUCGUGACGGUGUUUUGCGCAUCCAUUCUUCGCGCGAAGCCGCCGGAAGGGGCGAAGCCCCGUCCUACGCUGUAGAACUGCGUGGCGCUGAGGUAACUCCAGACGCUCACCCAGCGUCAGGUCGCUACAGCAUCAAGCUGGAGGUGCCCGCUGAAGAUGCCAUGCACGAAAUGUGGCUCAAAUGUGAAAACGAGGAUCAAUACGCAGAAUGGGUAGCGGCUUGCCGUUUAGGUUCUAGAGGUCGUUCCCUAGCAGACGCGGCUUUCGCGACAGAAGCUGCAGCAGUACGGUCCUUGCUGCAGCUGCAGCGGCCGCAACCAGCCGCAGCCCUGAACCAACACUCUUUGCCCCAUUUAGACCAUCUCCAGCCAGAGAACUACCUCGCACCACGGUUCCUCAAGAAGCUGAAGAGCAAGUUCACACAGCGCGUCCUUGAAAGCCACGCCAACGUGAAAGACCUACCGCUUCUCGAAGCGAAGUUGCAGUACAUUAAAACUUGGCAGAAUCUCAGAGACUACGGGCAGACGAUGUUUGUCGUGCGUUUUAUGGGACAUAAGAGGGACGAAAUCAUCAGCAUUGCUAACAAUAGGAUCAUGCGGCUGGACCCUAACACCGGGGACCAUAUUAAGACUUGGCGGUUUAGUGAUAUGAAGGCAUGGAACGUGAACUGGGAGAUCAAACACAUGAUGGUGCAAUUCCAGGAAGGCAACAUAAUAUUCUCAGUACAGUCAGCCGACUGUAAAGUGGUCCACGAAUUCAUUGGAGGCUACAUCUUCCUGUCGAUGCGCUCCAAGGAUGCCAACCAAACGCUAAACGAAGACCUCUUCCAUAAACUGACCGGUGGAUGGACGUAAGACAAACUAAAAACUCCUUAGUAAAGUAAGCAAUUAAAAAUAUUUAAUAAACUACUUUGACAACCUUUUUGUAGGAAAAAACUUUUUAUUGUAACGUGCAACAUUAAAAACUUAGUUUCAAGUUAUAUUUGUACAACAAUUGUGUAAUUAUUAAUAAUUGUUUAAGACGGAAAGGGCCUUGGUUACGUGCCUUGACGAUGUGCUAAAGUUUAUUAGUGUAUAGAGCUAUAGAUAUUUUUGUACCAAGAAAAUGCAUUCGUAAUAAUCUAUUUCUUCACAAAAUAUUGUUUUUUAGAUCUAAUUAAUUAUAUUAGUGCUUCCAAUAACUUCGUAUAUGUAAAUGCCAAAUACAUAUUUGACACAGAUUAUAAAAUUAAAUGCUUAGAUACCUUGCAUCACUUUUAUUUAAUAGUAGUUUUAAGGAACAUGCGAUGGAUAUGAGCUUUUAAAUAAUGUUAGUUUUGUUUUUAAUGUUCUUUUUUGUAACAUAGUAACAUUGGAUCCUUAUAGUGCCAUUAAUUGACAUAAUAACAUGGAUGCUAAGAUCCAUAUGGUGCUGUAUCAUUCAAAUUUAUGUGUUUAUACAUAACAUUGAGUGGCCUUAACAUUAUGAUACAUAAGAUAUUUACUUAACCUUAUUUAUCGAUAUCCACCGACAUAAAGUUCUUAUACAGUUUUAAAAUCCACAGAUAAUCAAAAAUAAUCGAUUAAUAAAUAUUUAUAUAAGAACUUUAUGGUUGGGAUAGAUUUUACGUAGUUUAUGAAACUGUAGAUAACAAAUUUUAUCUAUGCUCAGGUUUUUUUUUUCAAACUCGGACUUGUGGUAUAAAAAGUCUGUAUAAAACAGCUUCAUAAACUACUUUAGUUCAUUGUAAAUAACAUUUUUGUACACUUAAAUAUUGAAACUCUACUCAUUUUUAUUUUUGAGCAAGCUUUGUUAUUGACAACAAAAAGAAAAAUGAAGGAUAUUUUCUAAAAUUUUUGAUAAAACAUCCUUAUAAUUUUGUAGAAUUUCAAUAUCUAAGUGUUACCAAUUAACAAUAAGUUAUUUUAUACCAGUGACAAAAAUAAUUUUAGAUUAAAAUCUUUUUGGCUUCAUGUUGUAUUGUAUACCUAUUAAUUGCAAAGAUUAUUUUAUUAUUGACUACUAGUCUUAUUGAGAUCGCAUAAAAUGCCGUCAUUUUGUUUUUUUAUUAUUAUUAUUAU